GGAGGAGGAGAGGGGGAGGAGGAGACGUGGCUGGCAAUUGGAAAGAGGAGCUAUCCAGAAAAAAAAUCCACCCAGCUACAGCCCUCGUAUAGAAAAUGGCCGGGUAAACGUGCCUCCAUCACAGCAGACGCAGUCUUUCUGGUGGGAGGCUGGGACGGGACUGGAUACCAACCGGCGACAUCACAUCACUCCGCCGAGGACCCAAAAACCCCACGGAUUGGCGGGUGAGCGGUACGACUUGCUGACAUCAUGCCGAAAGACGCGCCAGAUGUUCAACGGAGCAACUCCAUCAUCCCGUGCUUUAUCUUCGUGGAGCUCGUCAUCAUGGCCGGGGUGGUGAUGUUGGCGUACUACUUUGAGUUCACGGACACCUUCACCGUGCACGUGCAAGGCUUCUUCUGCUUCGCGCCCGAGCUCAGCAAGCCCUACCCGGGUCCCGAGGAGCGCAGCAAGAUCCCGCCCGUACUCAUCUACUCGCUGACUGCCGGCCUGCCUGUGCUGCUGAUCCUGGUGGGCGAGGUGACAAACCACUUUGUGGAUUACGUGAACAAAGACCACAGCACGCGGGAGAGGACCAUCCUGACUGGAGACUGCUGCUACAUCAACCCGCUGCUGCGCCGUCUCGUGCGAUUCACCGGCGUGUUCGCGUUCGGCUACUUCGCCACGGACAUCUUCGUCAACGUGGGCCAGGUGGUGACUGGGAGCCCCGUGCCGCACUUCCUCAGCGUCUGCCGGCCCAACUACACCGCGCUGGGCUGCGGCGCCGGCGCAGUUGCCGGCGGCGGUGGACCCGGUGCCGGCGGCGAUGCGGUUGCCAUGGCGGCGGUGGUGGCGGUUGGCGGCGGUAACGGCGGAGUCGGAGUCGCGACGGCGCGCUUCGUGGCGGGCGCCGAGGACGGAGCGUGCACGGGUGACGGGCCGCUGGUGCAGCAAGCGCGACGAUCGUUCCCGUCCAAGGACGCGGCGCUGGCAAUGUACGCCGCCCUCUACGUGACGAUGUACGUGACGAGCACGGUGCGGGCGAGGAGCACGCGGCUCGCCAAGCCCGUGCUGUGUCUGGCCGUGCUGUGCCUGGCCUGCGUCGCCGGGGUCAACCGCGUCACCGAGUUCCGCAACCACUGGGGAGACGUCCUGGCCGGGUUCACCGUGGGGCUUGGAAUCGCCUUCUUCCUGGGCUUUUGCGUCGUUCACAACUUCCGCCGGCAGUCCGUGCUGGCGGCAAAGCCACGGCACGAGGCGGCCUACGGCAUGUCGCUGCUCGCUCUGCCGCGUGUCGAGAGCCCCCUUGACACCCGCAACACCACCCAGAACCACGCUACUUCUAUCACAGAGGUGACGUAGGCGUGGGAAGCCGCAGGACGCCUGUACGCGUGGCCUGCCCAGGGCAUCAGUACCAAGGGCAGCUCCCUGCUGCCACACGUGCCCACACAGACACACGUGCACAGCAAUCUGCUCCACGGUUUCAUACAGGCGGACACGAAACACAAACAUACGCGCAUCCGUACACGCCAUACGUGCAAACCUGGUUGUAAAGGAUUAUGAUAGCGUCAAAGAUUUGUAUUCAACAACAGUGGAAAUAUUUGUUUUCUUGAUUUCCCAGGCUCUGUUUCUUUGUAUGAGUUGGUUCACACACGUCUUAGCUUUUUGGUUCAAUUUGUUGUGUUUUUUUUGUUGUUGUGAUCCACAAAAGCCAAUAUGUGUCUCACGAUGCUUUGAAAGAGGAUACGUGCGUUGGGAUGUUUCCUCAGUUCCUUUGUCAAUGGGUGUUGUGUGUGGGCGGAGAAGUUUAUGCCACUCGAAGGUCCACACAGAUGGGUUAUUUAAGAACCCAUCCCGCCAAUCCUUGGGGACAUCCUGUCGGGUCGGGGAGUUUCAAAGUCUGCGGGGUCCACACCAACCUUAGCCUCCGAGGUAACGUUUACACGAUAUGGCUAUACCAGGAUAUAUCGUACGAUCUAGGAAUCGUGAUAACCAUAGCGUCUGUUGUGCAAAAUAUUAUCACAUAGUGAUUACAGUUGGCCUUUUUUUUGUUGCUUUAUAUAUUUUAUUUCCUCACGAAAUAUUUGUGAAAUAACAAACAAUAAUUAAUGUUCCAAAUAAAUAGAUUUUACCCAUUUAAUGAGUGUUUUUUAAACAUCGUCUUGGAGUAUUUUACUUCAUAGCGGUUAUAGGAUGUGACAAUUUUUUUAAGUCUGUCUCAUUAACUAUUUCCUUCCUGUAUAACUGACAGCGUGUGUGUGUUAUAAGCGUUAUAGAGUGUAACGUUGAGAAAGACGUAUCAACUGUUGGUGUAGAGUGAACCUGCGAUUAAAGAACUUUUCAAGUUAAUCUUUAAUCAUACCGUAAGUAUAGGAAAGCACAAAAAACCCCAAUAACAAUUAUAAAUACAGUCACAAAGUUAGUGAAAACUGAUAUCGCGGGAGUCAUCAUAUCGUGAACAUUUAUGUCUUUCUGUAUUUUACCGUACACAAAUGUAGUGCAGCAGCCCGACUACAAAAUUCUGGAAUCCUGCCACGAGGUACGAAUAUUGAGGUGUGUUUUCUUUUCACCUAGUUAAUGUGUCAUCUUCUCACGGAAAAAACACUUAACCCUUUUCCGUUCCGAGCUAUCUGCAAGUUGCAGGGUGGAUCCCGGGAGCGUGCAAGCGGUUCAGCGCUUCGAGAUUCAAUUUAUUCAGAGAGACAUUGUACUCAACGCAGAGAACUGUAGCGACACGACUGCACUCUAUGAUAGAUGGCGUCAAACUGUGCCACAAGGCCCUCCCGGAAAGGGUUAACUGUGCCGUGAAAAUGCCAAAUUUUACGGGGAAAUUUCUGUCGGAGAGUAAAAUGAAAACCUUUUUUUGGUGUUUUAGUUCAAUGACAUUCAUUUAAAGCCUCACGAACGCAACUGCCAUCCUUACAACCAGGUUUGUUUUGAGUUUGUGCCAUUUACACAUUUCCAACGACAUUUGUACUUGAUCUUGAAUUAUCAUCAGCAGCGGGAGUGCUGGCGCCGAGCGAUUAACCUUAACCUUCUCGCAAAUUAAAUGUGAUAUUUGCGCAACCGAUGAGGAAAUCGUUGAAGCGGUAUAUUUUCUUUUCUGUCGGGGGGGGGGGGGGGUAGGGGAAUUCUAAAUUUAACGAUGAACCACUGGCCACCAUCGAGGUUUCAAACUUGAUGUGCAGGUUUCCCCGUGUUUUGUACGGUCGCUGUAGAUGCAUUUAAAGAAAGUGCACACACAGAACGAGACAGCACAAGACGACUGUCUGCCGAGUGGCGGGCACGGCACACACACACAAAGAGUGUUGUCCCAGGUCCGAUGGCAUAGGCGUGUAGGAGUGAAUUCGAGUAUAAAUUGGUUAGCUACGUGAAAUCACGAUAAUCUAACCUGCUUAAAAGUGAGGGAAACCUGCAUUACGCACAAAGUUUGCAAAAAUAGCUAUUGCGUACAUAUGUAAUAAUUCAUUGAAUUACUCCUUGCUUUUAAACACUGACCGUUGAUACGCUUAUGCCAAUUUGCUCGGGCCAGUAAUUCAAGAUCAAACGCCAAUUCUCCACCAUACGAAUAAAAACACAGCAUUCCUGUACAUGACAUUAUUACCCUGUGUUUUCAGUCAAUUGUCUACAAAAACUGAUUAUUCCAAACACACCCACCCCCCUCCCCUGUACAUACGAUGUAGCUGUUUUUUGUACUUUGUCUGGAUCUGUUUUGUAUCUUUUUUGUUAAAUACGGAAAUUCAUCUAUAGCAUUAGCACAACAUUAACUUUCAAACAAUUUAGCCAUUUUAACGCACAAUUAGAACCACAGUUAUUGGGGAAAAUGUCCUGAUUUUACAUGGGUUAAAAUAAACUAAAAGGUAUGUUGUAAUGUUUAGCAAAUGAAAAUCGUUAUCAUGAGAACGUUGAAUUUAAAUGCACAUUUUAGAAAUGUUUUAUGUUUACACUUGGAAAACGGAUUUUCUUAUUUACACUCUCACCAACCCACCGCUGUGUUUUCCCAAGUUUGACUGAUGUAUCCCCAUUCAAACACAAAUUGAGUUGUUGCACACCCCACGUGCGCUGCGAUUGGUCAACAUGUUCCAUGUGACAGAGGGGCAAUUCACGUGUUUGUCAGAGCAUCCCGGUGUAAAGUGAGACGAAUAGGUAGACACACUAACAGUAAAUCUCGAUUUUAAUUUGAACCAACCACGGUAUUUGUCUCUUCUGCAUGCAUGCUCGGGAUGAGUCUAGUAUUCCUUUUAUUACAUUCAAAUUUUAGGCCCAAUUUAAAUGUAUUCAAUUUAUAGCUUAACAUUUUUUAUGCAGUAAAUGUGAGAAUUCUAAUGUUUUUAAACAUUCAUCAUAGAGUGUUUAACGUACAUUGGUGGAACUAUACUUUGAUGCAAACACUUGUAUGUUUCAAUCGUUUAAUUUGAAACAUUACAUUGCGUGUCGUAGGAAUUUCCAUAGCGAUGGACUUUCCGGCAGAAAUGACGCCUAUGCCUUGCGACGUCAAAUGUUCUGAUGAGUACAAAACGAGAUGUGUAAUCCAAUUUUUUUUUUGGAUUCAUAAAAUCGGGAACAUAUCCCAAGUGCGCUCAUUACUUCCACAAACAAAGGGGUCUACGUUGUAAUUGGGUCUCUGUGUCAUAAAGGACAUGCUCACCCAAUUAUUAGGCACUGGCAAUGUUUAGAAAUUCCAUUUGCAUUUCGAUUUAAAGCUUUCGUGACUGCAGGGAUUCAUAUUCUUGGUUCUUUCGGUAAAGGUACGUAGAAGGGAAAUAAUAAAGUAAUAAAAAUAAAACAAUAAAAUUCUCACGACGUUUCGAUUGCAACACAAGCAAUCAUCAUCAGGUCUGAAAACCACACCAAGUACAUUUUUUAUUUUAUUUUAUUAUAAAAAAACGCCAAUUUUUUUUAAAUUUUCUUGCUGUGGUUUUCACACCUGAUGACGAUUGCUUGUGUUGCAAUCGAAACAUCGUGAUAAUUUAGUUUUAUUUUUAUUAUUUAAUUAUUUCCCUUCUACGUGACUUUACCGAAAGAACCAAGAACAUGAAUCCAUUUGCAUUAUAAACUAUUCACCUACGGCAAAGCCACGGGAAAGGUGAUUCGAGCCGAGGGAUGUUAAUGUACUGGGGGGGGGGAAUGCAAAGAGAGAAGCGAAUGAAUGAGCGACGAGGGAGGAAAAGAAUGGAAAGGGAAGAGUGAAACGGGGCCGCGAAUGCAUCAGGGAAAGAUGAGGAUUGGGAGGAAGGGGGCUGCACGAGGAGCGGCGUCUGUUUCCACAGGGGACCAGCGACGGAGAGAGGGGGGAAGGGUUCAGAGUCGGUGUGGUCACACAGGGGUCACGUGAUUUACCGGAGGCUUGAGCUGGUUUACAGAUAUAUUUGGAUGAGAUGAAUUGGUACACUUUAAGAGAUGCACCGUCGUGGGUGGUUGAGGGGAGAAGUUCAGAAAGGCCUUGCCUUUGGAACAUAAAUGUAACUACUUGCGCAGCAUAAAAUGUGCGGUCUCUUAGGUCUGCACUGUUGAAGCGUCGGUUCACAGAUUUGAAGCUUUCGUGACUGCAAGGAUUCAUACUCUUAGGUUUUUUUCGGUAAAGUCACGUAGGUAAAAAAUAAUAAUAAAAUAAAAUAAUAAUAAAUGAAAAUAACUCAAGCUGUGAUGGUCCCACCUGAAGACGGAGACUUGUGUUGCCUCCGAAACGUCGUGAUUUAAUUGAGUUAUUUUCAUGUAUUAUUAUUUUAUUUUUAUUUUUUACCUACGUGACUUUACCGAAAAAACCUAGAAGUAUGUCGGUUCACAGUACGUGUAGCCCUGCCGUCAGCAACCUUCUCCACGAAAUGUCGACGUGGCUGAUGAAGGAGAUGAGAAAAUGUUUUGUAAGAGAAUGUGUAACUUUUGAAGCCGCUUAAUUGAUUUUGUCUCCGAUGCGCAACCGUAAUGAACCGGUGUGCAUCACAGAGCUCUACUCGAUGCUGCCACAGCGAUGUAAUGGCCAGCGCAUCGGACUUGCAAUUUAGAGGUCAUCGCAAAAAUGGUGCACGUAUUUCAUCUUAACCCUUUUUUCGUUCCGAGACGUCUGCAAGUUACAGGGUGGGUUGUCCCAUUCACCGCUGAAUCUCGGGACGCGCAAGGGGUUAGCAUUCAUUUGUCUAGAAAGGCGUAGCGCCGCAGAGAACUGUAGCAACAUGACCGCACUCUAUGAUAGCUGGUACCAGAACUGUGCCACACGCCCUCCUGCAUGCUCUUUUACUUCCGAGUCCAUUCCGAUGACGUACGCGAAAGAUGAUGACGUAAACGUACGUCAUCGGAAUGGGAAACGGGAAUGCAGCCCCCCUCCCCCACUGUUCACCAAGAACCAUCGAUGGGUACACCACACUCAGUUGAUUGGUAGAUCAUGCGUGGUGGGGUAAAGUGUGCAGUACUGCCUCCGCUUCUGAAGAUAUUUGGCCAGCGUGAAAGAGUAGGCCGAACUUACCCUCUCGAGCGCCCUCGAGUGGAGAUGCUUCUGCCUGCAAUGGAGAUGGCAAGCAAGUGAAGGACUGCGCCUUUACGUUUUAACAGACUGAGCGAACCAUUAAUUGUUAUACUAGUUAAACUCCUCCAGCACCUGCUGUCUGAGUUAAAGCAACGUGUGAUUAUUCAUUUCUGGUGACAUAGAAGGUGACUUAAUAAUUAUACACGAGCCCAAUAUUAAACGUGACAACCUCCUAAUCUGUGAAUUGUUUUCCUGCAACCAACACAGUUGAAUUCCCCUAAUUGAAAAAAAAUAUGGAUUGUAAAUGUUUUCACCUUGAGAUAAAAUGUUGUGUUUUUAUAUGAGAAGUUUUUUUAAUGUCCAUGCUGAUACAAAGCCUUAUGCUAAACUGCUUAAAUGCAUUUCUGGAAGUUGGUUUACAAAUUCAGAUUGACGUUUAGACUUUGCAGUGGAUGUAAAUGCAGUUAAUAUGACAGUCGUUACAAAUAUUUCUUGUGCCCUGGUGUUUCCGGAAUUACCAUAACACAGAAAACAAGUCAGUGAAUAUUAUGCCUAAUUUGUAACUGUGAACAUUUUUGUUGGCUUAUCAAUCAUUUAACUUAAUAACGAGUGAACGUUGUUUUCGUAGUAAACUUAGUGGUUUCAUUAUCGGUGGGUUAUCUUCUAAAGAGUUGUGAAAAAAAUAAAAAAAAUAGGAUGAACUGCUUAAAAUUAUAAAUUUAAUGUAUUAUUUCAUUUUCAUUUCAAGUUAUUCUUAAGAAUAUAAAAUUUAGACUUAAAACUUUCGUGACUGCAGGAAUUCAUACUCUUUGGGUAUUUCGGUAAAGUCACGUAGAUAGAAAAAUAAUAAGACAAAUCACAACAUUUCGAUCGCAACACAAGCAAUCUCUCACCUGAAGACGAUUGCCUGUGUUGCGAUCGAAACGUCGUGAUUUUUCUUAUUAUUUUUCUAUCGACGUGACUUUACCGAAAUACCCAACUAGUAAAUGUAAAAUUUGACAUUAGGGACCGUUUGUUUUUUUACAUUAUUUUAAUUAGUAAUUUUCCUAUCUGUUUUAAAGUUCACUAUUAUUCGUAUGUAUCUGAUCCACACAAAACAAAUGUUUGUACCUAUUGCUUGUUUAUCAUGCACAAUCACUGUGAUGUUAACAUUACUUUUGGAAUAAAAAAAAACACAACCUCUUUGUAUGAAAGUUAUCACCCGCACCUUUAAAAAAAAAUGUUCAACGCGUGCAAAGAUGGAAAAGCAUUGUGGGAAUAUCAGCCUCUGAUCAAUCUACCGCUUGCCCUUCCCCAAGCUGCUCUGCUGCCGUCUCUCGCGAACCUGCGAUAUAAUAAUAAUCAUCAACUCCGUAUCUCAACUUCAGAAAAUAGAAAAUAGUUUCGUCUGCCCACCGAUUGGCCUUCCAGAAGUGUGACAACAAGGUGCAUUCGCCUUAGCAGUGCAGACAAAAUAUGUUUUCCGCUUACAGACCAAUAACGUGUAUAUAUUACUGGUAGGAACCUCCUGGUUCCACCAGCCCACAGGUGAUUAUUGUGUCCGUCCUUCGUGC
Messenger RNA from Lethenteron reissneri (Far Eastern brook lamprey), 7995 nucleotides. Its product is annotated as phospholipid phosphatase-related protein type 1-like. The record is from RefSeq and is a predicted model, not a curated record. Gene Ontology annotation, cellular component: plasma membrane. NCBI's taxonomy places the organism in Eukaryota, Metazoa, Chordata, Hyperoartia, Petromyzontiformes, Petromyzontidae. Gene Ontology annotation, molecular function: phosphatidate phosphatase activity. Gene Ontology annotation, biological process: phospholipid dephosphorylation; signal transduction; phospholipid metabolic process.